Molecule: messenger RNA, 5230 nt
Organism: Cyprinus carpio (common carp)
Lineage: Eukaryota; Metazoa; Chordata; Actinopteri; Cypriniformes; Cyprinidae
Product: espin-like
Exons: 16
Coding region: 1045-3786 (913 amino acids)
Biological process (GO): actin filament bundle assembly
Cellular component (GO): cytoplasm
Molecular function (GO): actin filament binding
Source: RefSeq, a predicted model, not a curated record
AAGUGUUAAAGGAUGACGUGUUUAUUAUUUUUUAAAUAAAUAAAAAUAUGUUAUUAAUAUUAUUACUUACAAUCAAUUAAAAUCGAAUCUCACUAACACUGACCUUCAGACGCACGGAUAAGUUGCUACAGCUGUACAGUGAUAUACAAAUGUUGUGCGAGCCUGCCAUCUAUUGGUAAUAUAGGAUAAGGCCUUUGCGGUAAUAAAAUCAACAGGUUGCACCUGCCUGUUCCACAAUACUGAUAUCGAAUACAGAUGAAACAUAGAGUUUUAGUAAGACGCUAGAAUUCGCGAUUUGCAUUUUGUAUAUAUGGCAUAAUUUUAAAUAAGAGAAGGAAGAGAAAAAUACACGUUCAUCUUCUGCAAAUCAAAAAUAAUGUAGAUUUAAGAAACGUAAAUGAAACUAAUCAGCAUAAACGCCUAAUAGCCUUGUUUCAGAAAACAAUUACACCAGACAAGAGAACCCUGCUCGUACAACAAAACAGCGUCAUCAUGACGCGCUGUCGCUUUAACAUCUGAGCCGAUUUAAGUAGGGCCAACAUGUUACAGUUCUCCUCCCCUUAAUGGAUUAUUCACAAGUUCAGUCCCCCAAGACUUCUGGAUGAACCGUUUGACAACAGGCCAUAGACUUCAUCCAAAGAGGACGCAUUGGUUUUGCGCUUACUGUUUUGUUGGUUUGUGUUUAGUUAAGGAACAUAACAGGUGAAAUAUAGGCUACUGUGAGUGUAUAGGCAAGAUCAGUAUAGCCAAUGGGUACGUUCAAAUACGACUAGCAAGACUAGUAAAACGAAAUGCUUGGCUGGUUUUCUUUAGAUAGCAGCUACGCGGUGAAUGGAGGGAACAGUUUGUUAAAAUGCCUUAUAAUGAAUAAUUAUAGAUCGAGAGAAUAUAUUUCUUAGAUAUAGGUCGAUACAUUUAUGGUCUGGUGAUUCAAACAAAGAGGGAUGGACAGAACAAAGUAAUACGCGUUCUGUGGCGUGGACUUCUGCGAGCUGGCGCUUAAUGGUGCGCUAAUAGUCAUUUGUUUGGAGGCGCUGCAUCAUCAUGGUGGUCGAGAGGACACUUCUCGCAGCGAGGCAAGGGGAUGUGCAAACUCUGAAAGUACAGUUAGCGGAGAAAGUGCUCAACAGCGAUGUAAAAGAUGUGCUGGGAGCGACUCCCGUACACCACGCCGCGCGAGCGGGGAAGCUCACCUGUCUACGUUAUUUGGUUGAGGAAGCGGGUUUACCGGCGAGCAGCCUGGCGAGAAACGGCGCAAGUCCUGCGCAUGACGCCGCAGCCACGGGAAACCUGAGCUGCCUUCAGUGGCUCGUGACGCACGGAGGAUGUCGAGCGGCCGAUAAGGACAGCUCAGGGGCCACUGUCCUGCACCUGGCUUCUCGCUUCAGCCAUCAUGAGAUCAUUGAUUGGCUGCUGAAAAGUGGGGAAGGGGAUCCUACUGUUGCCACGGAUACGGGGGCGUUGCCUGUUCAUUAUGCUGCAGCUAAAGGGGACUUACCCUCGCUCAGGCUGCUGUUGGAACACAGCCCACAAGUUGUCAAUUUCCAAACUAAGAAUGGUGCCACACCACUAUACCUUGCAUGUCAGGAGGGCCACCUGGAAGUCGUCCAGUACUUAGUGAAGGACUGCGGGGCGGAGCCAAGUAUCAGAGCCAAUGAUGGGAUGACACCGUUGCACGCUGCUGCCCAGAUGGGACACAACACUGUCAUUGUCUGGCUGAUGAGUUUUACAGACAUCAGCCUGUCUGACAGAGACAAUGAUGGGGCCACUGCCAUGCACUUUGCUGCCAGCCGCGGCCAUGCCAAGGUUCUGAGCUGGCUGCUGCUUCACGGCGGGGAGAUAGUGAUGGACAGCUGGGGUGGGACACCUCUUCAUGACGCAGCCGAGAAUGGAGAGCUGGAGUGCUGUCAGAUUCUGGUAGUGAACGGAGUGGACAUGGGGAUACGGGACCAGGAUGGAUUCUCAGCAGCAGACCUGGCUGAAUACAACGGGCAUCAGCAGUGUGCCAAGUACCUCCGCACUGUUGAAAACAUGCUUUCGUCUCAGAGUGUGGAGCACCGAUUCUUGUCCCGGGACCCUUCGGCAGAUCUGGCGUAUAAGCAGCCCGACUCAGGCCUCUCCUCUCCGAAUGCCACCCUGCCCACCCCAGCCCCCAAUGUGGCCCAUUUCGACAUCUGCUCACCCUCCAGCUCACUGUCCAAUUAUGAUUCAGCAAACUCCAGCCAAUCCGGUACUGGAGAGAAGAGGAGUGGCACGCCUCCUUCACGAGUACUGACAGGAAGUGAAGAUUCGGCCAUUACAGACAUGCAGGCCUAUAUGGACAUGCUGAACCCUGAUGUAGCAGACAGUUCCCAGAACACAAAGGAACAUCCUCCACACCUGCCGCCCCCUCCAACAUUUCCCCCUCCCCCUCCUCCAUCAAACUCCUCCCACAUCCCCCCUCCCCCACCUGCCUACCCCCCACCUAAACCACCGGAGGAUGAGGAGUCCUCUGAGUACAUGAAGGUGAAAAGGAACCUUCGCCGAGUGGACAAUGAUGUAGUCAAAAAAGAGCAGCUGAAUCCUGGCGAGGGCCACGAAAGGCUUCGAAGAGUCGACUCUAAUCGAAAGUCCCGUAGCUUCAGCAAGCAGCCCAGCACUGGGGAUUACUACAAAUCCCUGGGUAGCGAUACCGCAGACCAGCACCCCAACAGAGCCAUGGCACCCAACGAGGAGGGUUCUGCACUGUUGGAGGAAGCAGCAGACACAGCGCCUGCUCCUGAGAACGGGACGGAAAACACAGAGGAUCUACCCCUUCCUCCUCCACCCCCUCCCCCACCCGCCAGCACCUUCAUCCCGACUCCACCUCCUCCUCCACCUCUUCCAUCAGAGCUGCCCCCUCCUCCUCCACCCAGCACCACCGCACCGGCCCCUGCCCAGCGCCGCAUGUCUUCCUCCUCCAGCAAAGGGGAUCUCUCCUCCACUCAUCUGUCUCCCUCUGUCGCCCCUGCUCCAGAAACACUCCGGCAGAGGAAGAGCAAUAAAUCCUUCAACAUGAUGUCCCCCACUGGAGAUAAUUCUGAGCUUUUGGCCGAAAUUAAAGCUGGGCCAAAACUGAAGCCAACACCUCAGAGUAAAGGCUACACGACCGUCUUCUCUAACAGCGGCACAGCGGGGAACAAUGAGGAACGUCCAUCAUCGCCGCCAGAACCUCUGUCAAAACCCCAGCCCAACAACACCCAAUCUGCAAAGCCAGAGUCUCCACCGCCUGCUUGCCCACCCACUCCACCCACUCCACCUACUCCACCCGCUCCACCCGCUCCCACGACCAGCGGAGGGUCACCCCAGAACCUGUCCACCUCACAGAGCAACGAGAAGCUCACAACUGCUGUCAACGGAAAUACUCCUGCUGUCCAGAGCAAGUCCAGCGUGGUGGACGUAGAGAGUCUGGUGCCCACACAUGACGAGCAGGGCCGGGCCAUCCCAGAGUGGAAGAGACAGGUGAUGGUGAGGAAACUACAAGUGAAGAUGCAGGAAGAGGAAGAGAACAAGAGAAAGGCUGAAGAAGAGGCAGCCCGUUUGGCUUCGUUGCCUGCCUGGAGGAGAGAUAUCAUGAAGAAAAAGAUGGAAGAAGAGAAUGAUAAAACGGAACAGAAAAGAAAAGAGGAGGAACAGCGGCGAAUGGAAAAGGAGAGCGAGGAGAAGUCGGAACUGGAGCGACUACGAACGCUGGGUUAUGAUGAAACCAAGCUGGCACCGUGGCAGCGGCAGAUUAUUUUAAAGAAAGGCGACAUAGCGAAACAGUAGUAAACUCCCAGUCAUCCCCUUCCCUCUCGUAUAAAUGUAGGACACUGUUCAGAAUCUGCCAGACCCUUUAGACAAACCACGCCUGGGUCACCAGACAGCGUUCUGCUCCAUGACCACUCCAGCAUCGCUUCGUCUGAGUCUCAUGUUAUUGAGCUCUGAAGAUGCACUGUACCGUUAAAGAGUAAAAAAUGAAUCAAACUAAUGUUUUUACUGUGGUCAGGUCUUACGCCUAAGAUUGUUAGUCAAUUGUUUCAUUUUCAAACAUUUUCAGCGUUCCCCACCUGAUCCAUUAGCCUGUUUUACAUCUCAUUUUAAAUCUCUAGUAAUAUUUUCAAUUAUAAAUAGAGAAUAUAUGUCAAGGAAAUCACUUGUACUCUGCUUGAAAGCUUUUUUUAAAUUUACUUUAUGUAAUCUGUUAAGUAAGAUAGUCCUAACAGGUGUUAUGGCACAAUGUAUUCUUACAUAAAGUAAGUGAUGCUUUGUGUUAUGGUGCAUCUAUGUUUCUUACAUAAAAAUGCAAUUUGGAAAUGAUACAUUAUGUAUGUAGAAACAAAUGUAAAAAAAGAAGCAUUUUACCAGUAGUCUCUUUGCACUGUACAUAUACGUUUCACCAAAACGUGGCGUCAGAGAUCACAACUUAUGAUUGGCCAUAGAUAACAAAGCUCAGAAUGUAUUUCAGACCUACAUAACAACCACUAAUGAAAACAGAUUAUGAAAUUAUAGUGAAACCCAUAAGAGCACAAGAGAAGCCAAUGUCUUAAAUAUUCUAUUGCAUCUGAUGGUCUAAGUAAAAAAAUCCCUGUGACCCUUUGUACUGAGAUUUACACAGGACAUUGGCGGGGGAAAUGAUGUCGAUUAAAAUGUCAUGAAAUCAUGACAGUGUAUUCAGCCAUGCUGCGCUCCCCAAUAAUGAAGCUGUCUUUCCCUUCUCUGCUUGGCAACUGUAGCUAGUUCUUUAUUGUUAAUGUAUUAGAUUAACUAGACAUCAGAAAAGUGCCGGAUGUGAAACUGUAUGUGUGUGUGUCUGCAUGUGUGAGAAAGUAUAUGUGUGUGCAUAUUUACACAUGCAUAUAAGUGUAAUAUGUCUAUCCUGUGUCAGUCACUGUGCGAUGGGUAGAGUUGAUGUAUUUUUUUUUCUUUACAACUUUAUAAGUGUAUAAGUGAUAAGCAUGGUCCUCCUUGAGUUUGGGAACAUUCUGCUUUCGUUUAUCAGAUGCCAUAAUGAUGCUGAAAACAAAGAUGUGAACGUCAUUGCCAUUAGAACAUUUUCUAUUCAUAAUUGCUCCAUUUAGAAAUACUUAUAAACUCUAAUGGGCCACUAAUAUCAUGGUCAGUUACGUGUUGUUGUUUUUUUUCUGUUUUCAGCCUGGCUUUCAUAGGCAGACUAUUGUAAACUUUCAUUUGCCCAAUUGCAACAGUAAUGUAAUAAAAAUCCAAACAACAA